GGACAAGAUCUACUCCUGCGCCAAUCUUGUACCAGCCGAGACCCCGAUCCGCCCCUCGCCGCCGCCCAAGAAAUGAGUGCCCAAACCCCUCCUGUCCCUGGAGGACCGGGAAUGAGCGUCCAGAGCAGCCCAAACAUCGCCGUAGUCGGCGGCGGCAUUGUCGGCGCCUCCAUCGCCUGGCACCUAAGCCAUGAGGCCAACGUCAUCAUCGUGGCCGAAGACAUGGGCGGCACGGCCACCCCCAACUCGUUCGCCUGGCUCAACGCGGCCGCCGGCAACCCCAGGUUUUACUAUGAUUUCCGGCACCGCUCGAUGGAGAGGUGGAGGGAGAUGGCCGCCGAGCUGCCGGACCUCCCUGUCCACUGGGGCGGGUCGCUCAACUGGAACAUGUCGCCCGACGAGCUGGAGGCGUACCUCGACGAGCACUCGGCCUGGGGCUACGACAUUGUGCGUGUGAACAAGACGGAGAUCCAUGAUCGCGAACCGACCCUGAAGGACGGCGUGCUGCCCGAGUGGGGGCUCUACGUCGCCGAGGAAGGCGCCGUCGAGGCCCAUGUUGCCGCACGCCAGCUCCUCGCCGGCGCGGAGGCCAGAGGUGCUACGCUGCUGAACGACAAAGUCACUGGAUUCCUCAAGCAGGACGGCCGCAUUUCAGGCGUCGUCACGGCAUCAGGCGUGGAGGCAAAGGCCGACCAUGUCGUCCUCGCGGCGGGCGUCGGGAGCGUGCCGCUCUUGGCCGCGGAGAACAUCACUCUGCCCGUGACGGCCGUGGCGGGUCUACUUGUCAACUCAAAGCCGACGGAGGCGAGGCUACUGAACGGGGUCGUCAACGCGGAGCAGCUGCACCUGCGACAGACACUGGACGGCCGCAUCCGGGCUGGCUCCGAGUUCUCGGGCGGCAACCCCGGCGACGACCCACAGAAGACUGCCGAGGAGCUGUUCAGCAAGGUCCAGAGUGCUUUUGUGGGGGGCGAUGAGCUGGAGUUCGAUCAUUACACCGUGGGAUACAGACCGAAGCCGGAGGACGGCCUGCCAAUCCUCGGGGCGACGGGGUUGGAUGGUGUCACUGUUGCCGUGAUGCACUCCGGGGUCACGAAUGCGGCCAUCGUGGGCCAGCUACUGAGCCAGCAGAUUCUCACGGGGGUCAGUGAUCCGGCGCUGGCUGAUUUUGAGCUCGCUCGAUUUGCUUGAAACUACUUACCUAGGUAUCUAGAAGAAAUUGAGAUGUGUUCUUCGGUACAGCUUGUUCUCAGCUCUCAUCAAGAGAGCCACGGCCGCCUCACCAGUCCUGCUUUGGUAUCUCAUGGUUUUAAUUACCUUGCCUGUUCUAAUAUCAACCUUUUCAC
Diaporthe batatas is the source of this 1346-nucleotide messenger RNA. RefSeq lists its product as uncharacterized. Gene Ontology annotation, molecular function: oxidoreductase activity. NCBI's taxonomy places the organism in Eukaryota, Fungi, Ascomycota, Sordariomycetes, Diaporthales, Diaporthaceae. The record is from RefSeq and is a predicted model, not a curated record. The transcript has a single exon. The coding region runs from base 73 to 1191 and encodes 372 amino acids. Gene Ontology annotation, cellular component: cytoplasm.